ACAACGCCUUCCACUCUAAUGCGGCUCAGAUAGGCUCCAGCACCCCCCGCGACCCGGAACGGUACAAGCUGUAGAAAAUUGAUGCCUGGAACAUAAAAUAGCUCAAUCAUCCAAUUAUGAUUUUAAAACGUGAUGUUCACCCAAAUGACCACUGGGUGGCAACACCACACCGUGUUAUGACUUUACCGGGUACACUUGAACGCUUCACAGCGACCUGUUGAAGCGGGCGUGUUUUUUCGACGGCGACGAAUCUAAAAAAAAAUGACCUUUCUCUGUCCUUCUAAAAAAGAUAAAAUCCUCAACGGGGCGGGUCCAUUUGAUGUUCAACCGAACAGUAGGUUUGACCAACAUAUGUUGCCUAAAUUUUAUUCGCCUGAGCUAUUGUUUAUUAACAUAUGCUAUUGCUAGCUGUAUUUAGUGUUGUGUUGAAAAUGGCGCACGCACAAGUUCACAAUUAAAGUCUAAUUAGGUUCCCUAAUUAUUAGAGGGAGUGGUUCCAGGAUACGCGCCAGCAGCCAAGGAGUUAAUCCGAGCUGUGUCGCUAGGGGAAGGAGGAUGCUUACGGGGGAGCAGCGGCACAUCUCCAGCUGGAAAAGAGACUCACAUCAGCUCCACUUGCAGGAAGAACUGUUGAAUGUUUCCAGGUUUGUCAGUGGAUUGCAGAACUCGGACCUGGAUGUGUCAGGGCGAAAAUCCGGCAACAAACCUCCGUCCAAAACAUGUCUGAAGGAGGAGAUGUCCAGGGGCGAGGAUUCGGAUAAAAUCAUCAUCAACGUAGGUGGCACCCGGCAUGAAACCUACAAGAGCACCCUAAGGACCCUGCCGGGGACCCGCCUGGCAUGGCUGGCCAACCCGGACCCGCAGGUCAGCACCGAGGAGUCGUCCGACUCGGCGCCUCCGAGCACCAACGAGUUAUUCUUCGAUCGACACCCGGGGAUCUUCGCCUAUGUGCUCAACUACUACCGGACUGGGAAGCUGCACUGCCCGGCCGACGUGUGCGGACCUCUCUUCGAAGAGGAGCUGGCCUUUUGGGGCAUAGACGAGACCGACGUGGAGCCGUGCUGCUGGAUGACUUACCGCCAGCACCGGGACGCCGAGGAGGCCCUGGAGACGUUCGAACCGCCAGAACCGGAGGACACGGACGACGACAGCGAGAUGCCCAGGAGGUUUGGCAUAGACGACUGUCCUGACAGGUCGAGGGGGUGCUGCGAAGUUUGGCAGCCCAAGUUCUGGGCCUUGUUUGAUGACCCCUACUCAUCCAGAGCAGCCAGGGGAGUGGCACUUGCAUCGCUCUUCUUCAUCCUGGUGUCCAUCACCACCUUCUGCUUGGAGACCCACGAAGCCUUCAACGAGCUUCAGAACCGCACAGUGCUGGUGGUUGUGGGCAACGUUACACGUGUAGAGGAGAGGUGGGAAAUGGUGACCAAGCCCAUCCUCAUUCUGGUGGAGGGCGUUUGCGUGGUCUGGUUCACCUUUGAGUUCCUGGUGCGAAUCAUCUGCUGCCCAGACAAGUUGGUCUUCAUAAAGAAUUCGUUGAACAUCAUUGACUUUGUGGCUAUUUUGCCUUUUUACCUGGAAAUGGGCCUGAGCGGGCUGUCAUCCAAAGCGGCCAAUGACGUGCUAGGUUUCCUCCGAGUGGUGCGGUUUGUCCGGAUUCUUCGGAUCUUCAAGCUAACGCGACACUUUGUUGGUCUUCGUGUGCUUGGACACACUUUGAGGGCCAGUAUAAAUGAAUUCCUCCUGCUCAUCAUCUUCUUGGCUCUGGGUGUGCUCAUCUUCGCCACCAUGAUAUACUACGCGGAGCGUAUCGGUGCCAGUCCAGACGACCCCACAGGCUAUAAUCACACACACUUCAAGAACAUCCCUAUCAGCUUUUGGUGGGCCGUCGUCACCAUGACAACUCUUGGCUAUGGCGACAUGUACCCGCAGACGUGGUUGGGCAUGAUGGUGGGAGCGUUGUGUGCGCUGGCUGGGGUCCUGACUAUCGCAAUGCCCGUCCCGGUCAUCGUGAAUAAUUUUGGGAUGUACUAUUCGCUGGCCAUGGCCAAACAGAAGCUGCCCAAAAAGAAGAAUAAGCACAAUCCCAAUCCAGAUACUCAAACUGACUCUGCAUCGUUUGGGAAGUCGGAGACAAACUCACACAGAAACAGCACUCAGAGUGACACUUGUCCACUGGCGGCUGAGGAGAAAGUGAGCAGAAACCGAUCAGACUCCAAACAGAACGGGGAUGCAAACGUGGCCCUCUCAGAGGAGGAAGGCAACAGUCUGACCCAGCCGCUGUCCCCCAAUGAAAAGUGGUCUCUGCGUUGCACCCGAGGGCGAGAUAGAUCUAAGAAAGAAGCCACCUGCUUCCUCCUAACCCCAGGAGACCCCGGCGUCCACAGUGAGAGCUGCAAAGACAUGCUGGCGCCGCCUGCAAACUACACUCAAACAGAGGUCACCUCGCUAACCUGAUGCUGAACGGCUUUUAAAAGAAACAGAAAAGAUCAUGAACUCAAGGUUGCUGCACUGAAGGCAGAGAUGGUGGACGGAAUGCAUCUCCAUGGAGAUUUGGGAUGACAGGCAACAAUAAAUAGUGUCUGCACGCACACACACACACUGGCUUAGUGCACUCAUCACUGUACUGUGCAGUGCACUGUGGUGAUGUGGAGGAGAAGAUGGGAGUCAAAUGUCAUGACAGACUAGUUAAAAUUUCUUCUAACAAAAUCAUUAAAAAAAAAAAAAGGCACGUUUUGGCAAAAGAUGUACAAAAAAAAAUUGUGAUGUGAAACCUGAUUCCUUUUAUUUGUUUGCAUUCUUGUGAGUUACUCACUGAAGUGAUUUGGGUACUCGAUUUACACGAGUACCCAAAUCAAGCAGGAGGUGGAGAGGAGACUUGAUUUGAGGCUUUUUCCACAUUUAUACAAAUAGAGUUCGAGUAGCACUUGCACAAUUGGUGACAUUUACCCGGGUUCCUUUUUUAUUUCAGCGAGCAGUAGUUACAGGCAAAUGAUGCCUCAGUGAACGUUUGGCACACUCACUAACUGUAAUGACACAAUACUUUGUUGGUGUUUCAUUAUAGCCAUCUUCUGCAUAAAAAACAAAAGUAAUUACUUUUGACCAACAAAUAAUAAUAAUAAUAUUAUUUAGCUGGUAUUUUUUAGCAGCGCAGAAAAGAAUAUGAUUGCACAACUCAAUGAGCCAAAGUGGAAAAUAAGAUCUUUUACUUUAUUACGCGCUGUAAGAUCAAAAUGACAAAAACGGAUGUCCAAACGCGGCGAGAAGGCUUCUUUUAUUACGCGCUGUCGCGUGACCCUUUGCGGUCAAAUGUCAGAGUAGCUGUAACAGUCAUGUGUUUUUUUUUUUAAGUGAUGAACACAUCGAGGUACUGAGGGACUCUGGGCCUCCAUCGAGUGGUAUGCCAAAUAAUCAAUUUAUUAAGGUACAGUGUUUAAUAUUCCUAUAUUCAACAAAGUGUUACUGUUCAAACUGUGUAUAAUGUUACAGUGGCCAAAAAUAUUAAAUAUACUUGUUAAAAAAAAUUAAAAAACAACCUCGGCUUUGUUUUUAAUGACUACUUAGGCCUACUACGCUACAGUAUUUGAACAUUAUGGGGGUACUUGGAGGUCCAAUUGUUUUCUGAGGUGGUAAUUGUUGAAAAAAAGUUUGAGAGCCACUGUCAUACUGCAUUGAUGUUUCAGUAUCGUUGGACUCGUCACUUGCUAGCAGUAACAUGAGUGAGGAGGUCAUCCAUGCCUGUCAACCUUUGCAAAUAAGCAGACAGUUUUGGAAAAUUAGGGAAUUUCUGGUCUUUCAACUUAAAUGUAUUGCAAUCGUUUUAAUUUGAAGGCCUGACUUAACAAACAUGUUCUGACAAUUACAAAUAUGGUACUAAAGCUGAUAAGAUAAAUUAUAAUUGAGUGGAUUUCACCUGGCUAUACAGCUAUUUUACGAAACGUAUGUAGAUUUUUAACAUCUUCACAUGAAACUAUAACCUAAUAAAUCAUUAAUUUGAUUGUUUUUUAUUGUGUGAAAUUUACAUAUUUAAUGACAAAAUACAAAAUAUAUUGUGGGAUUAAUUCUAAAGAUUGAGCCGUGAAAGGUUCGUUCAAAAUAAAUUAUAUUGGGGUGAUGUAUUGCAGAAUACUGGCGGCAUGAUUUGCUAAAAAAAAAAAAAGGAAAAAUACAAGAGUUUCCCUGGAAAAAAAUGGGCGAGUGGACAUCUCUAAAAAGAAUCCUCUUGGCACCAAUUGGAAGUAAAACCACAAAGUAACAAUUCCAACAUUUCCUCUCGCCUCUAAAUGCACUACAGCCUUGGACACUCAUUUAAACCUGGGUAAUCUGUUUUCCUAACUGCAUGUGGCGGCAUAACUAUGCAAGCUGAUCUGUGCCGUCAAUUUCCUCCAUAGCUUCGACACAGUGAAGAUGAAUGGAAUUAGCCAGCUGCAGACUUCAGCGACUGAAAUCAAUCAAUCAAUCAAUCAAUCAAAGUCUAUUAUAUAGCCCUAAAUCACAAGUGUCUCAAAAGGCUGCAUAAGCCACAACGACAUCCUUGGUACAGAGCCCACAUAAGGGCAAGGAAAAACUCACAGUGUGAGUUAAAUGUCAAAUGUGUGCUUAAUUAGAACAUGCUUCUUUUGUGUUGUGCUGCUUCACACUACUGCAUGGACUGAAUAAAGGAACACUUUAAAUGUACAAUUAGAUGCUGAUGACAUUUACUUUACGCUGUUUUGUUGUCAUCCAAUUCUAAAUGAAUGCAUCUUGCUCACAUCCUUGAGUUGUGCAGUGACGUCCUGAUAGUUGUUUUGCUAAACUCUUAAGGAUUGCGCCUCUUAGAUGAGCAAAAUAAGGAGAACAAUUCCUUUAGCAUGUCCGCCAUCAUGAAUUAAAUUACCAGGAAUUGAUUAACGUGGACCCUGACUUAAACAAGUUGAAAAUCUUAUUCGGGUGUUACCAUUUAGUGGUUAAUUGUACGGAAUAUGUACUGAACUGUGCAAUCUACUAAUACAUGUUUCAAUCAAUCAAUGAAUAUGCAGAAUCUGUGCUGAUUAUCAGAAUGAUCACAGUACUAGGAGGAGGAGAUGCAGAUAUAAUCAUUGAGCAAUCGCGAUGUGAUUUAAGAAGGAUUUAACUAUUCUGUCUUUAUUAAGCACUUUAGAAAUGCACGUGCAAACUGGCACACACAAUGGCUGUGAGGAAGGAGGUGAUUGUGGUGCCGAGACUGACGAUUGAGCGAUAGAAUAUUCUCUACCUCAGUGGUUCUCAACCUUUUUUCUGUGAUGUACCCCCUGUGAACAUUUUUUUUAAUCCAAGUACCUCCUAAUCAGAUCAAAGCAUUUUUGGUUGAAAAAAAAAAAAAGAGAUAAAUAAGUAAAAUACAGCACUAGGUCAUCAGUUUCUGAUUUAUUAAAUUGUAUAAGAGUGCAAAAUAUUGCUCAUUUGUAGUGGUCUUUCUUGAACUACUUGUAAAAAAAGAUAUACAAAUAACUAAAAACGUGUUGGAAAAAUAAAACAAGUGAUUCAAUUAUAAAUAUAGAUUUCUACACAUAGAAGUAGUCAUCAACUUAAAGUGCCCUCUUUGGGGAUUUUAAUAGAGAUCCAUCUGGAUUCAUGAACUUAAUUCUAAACAUUUCUUCACACAAAAAGAAAUCUUUAACAUCAAUAUUUAUGGAACAUGUCCACAAAAAAUCUAGCUGUCAACACUG
Molecule: messenger RNA, 5684 nt
Organism: Nerophis ophidion (straightnose pipefish)
Lineage: Eukaryota; Metazoa; Chordata; Actinopteri; Syngnathiformes; Syngnathidae
Product: potassium voltage-gated channel subfamily C member 1-like
Exons: 6
Coding region: 556-2454 (632 amino acids)
Biological process (GO): potassium ion transmembrane transport; protein homooligomerization
Cellular component (GO): axon; neuronal cell body membrane; dendrite membrane
Molecular function (GO): protein binding; delayed rectifier potassium channel activity
Source: RefSeq, a predicted model, not a curated record